GCGCGCUCAACUCUUGACACACGCUCGCUCAACUUACUCAACAGCGUUACAAGUGUGCCACAAAAAUCAACCAAUCGGAAAAUUUAAGGUCAAUUGUGAUUGGCUGUUGGUCUCCAAUCACCACGCAGCACAAAGAAGACGAAAAAUGGAUUUUAUGGAUAGAUGUCUACUCUAGCCACCAUCAAACAUGACAGAGUCAAAUGGUGAAAACGGCUACAAUAUGCCACAAUGUCAGGGUCAUGGUGCAGUUGAGUCAGCAGCCAGAAAUUUGGUGUCUGUGCUGCUAAACAGUAUGGCCACAAACUGCCCAACACGGCCGUCAGAGACAGAGCUCCCUGUCCCUAGAAAUGUGCCUGUAACAGUUCAGCAAGAAAUGACAAGAUCUUUUCCAGGAUAUUUCAAAUCAAACUUCAGUCCUGGUAAAAAGAGGUGUUUGACUGCCACCAAGCAACUUGUAAAGACAAGUAAAACAACUGCUCUCAAUUUUUAUCUUCUUCCCAAAAAUACAUCCCACACACCGUUGCCAACUGAGGAGCUUGAACUCCUCCAGGCGGGUAUGAGAAGACAAACAGUGUCUCUUCCAGAAGAUGGUGACCACACAGAGAUUUCAAAGCACCUGGCUAACACAUUUGCAAAAAUGGAGGGUCUUUGUGGAGGAUGGCUCUUGCAUAAGGCAACAGGUGGCAGUGGUCGACGAAAGCUGACUGUCAUUCCACCAGAAGCAGAGGGGUAUUCUGUCAAAGCUCUGCGAGCUGCGUCAUCGUUUUACAUCGUACCACUCCAGGAGACUUUAGACACCUCUCCUCUGCCUUCUGACUCAUUUUCAAAAAUGCCAAAGAAGACAUGCUACCAGUGUAAUGAGGCGAUGCCUUUGCAUAUGCUUGCAGUACACAUUAAGACAUGCAAGGGAAAACUCACCUCCGAUGAGACUGGUGAAGAGUCCUCUGAUGAGUUAUGGGUUGUGGAGAACAAGUGUAAGGUAGUUUGUCCAAUUUGCACCAAAGAAUUCCCAGACGAUGAGAUCACAUUCCAUGCUAGCCUUUGUGGAGAGAGCUUUGAAUCUAUAGUGACUUCUGAAGCAAAUAGCAGUGGCCCAAGUACCCAUGCUCAAACUCCAGUAUGUAAAUCACUAAGUACGGAAGAUAUAUUGGACUUCCUUGAACAUCAAGUUGACACAACAACAGAAUUUAAGUUGUGUGUGGACAGAGAAGACCUUCCAGACAGGGGCAUUCUGCAGUGGAAAAGAAAGAAAGCUGCAUCUCCUGCCAGUACUCUGAAGGUGGUGUAUAUAGGAGAGGCAGGUAUUGAUACAGGAGCCCUUAGGAAAGAGUUUUUAACUGAUAUGGUUUCAGGUAUUGAAAACAGAUUCUUUGAAGGAGCUGGAAACCAGGGUAAAAAUCCCAAGUACUCUUUGACAGACCUUGAUAACGAGAACUUCAGAACUAUUGGUGAAAUAAUGGCAGUCAGCCUGGCACAAGGUGGCCCACCUCCUGCUUUUUUGAGAGGGUGGUGCUACAGCUUCCUCUGCACAGGAGAAGUGGACUUAAAUUCUCUGUCUAAGGAAGAUGUGGCCGAUCUAGAAUCCUGUCAACUCAUCAGCAGGGUUGAAGAUUCUGCAGAUGCUUAGUGUCUGAUGUUGAACACUGAUGAAAUUAUAAACUGCGGAUACACGAGCCACAACAAAC
Messenger RNA from Cyprinus carpio (common carp), 1685 nucleotides. RefSeq lists its product as uncharacterized. The record is from RefSeq and is a predicted model, not a curated record. Bases 188 to 1627 code for a protein of 479 amino acids. Gene Ontology annotation, molecular function: ubiquitin-protein transferase activity. NCBI's taxonomy places the organism in Eukaryota, Metazoa, Chordata, Actinopteri, Cypriniformes, Cyprinidae. The transcript is spliced from 12 exons.